GCAGAGUUGAAGCGCAACAGCCCGGAGAGCGCAGCAGCGACUUCACCGCUGCGACUUUGAUGACGGCGGGUUUGGAGCCGUGGAUGAGCGCGUUUGAAGAGGCUUGCUGGUGAAGACAAGGGGGAGGACGAGAAUCGAACCUGUGGCUCUCUCUCUGCCGGUCGGGAUCGAAAAUGAAGUUCCUGAUUUGUGUGGUGGCGAUCGCCUUGGCGGUGAGAUCUGCGCACGGACAGGACAAAAAGACAGACGAGCCGUGUGCGGGACGGGACUGCAGCAAAGGAUGCCAGUGCUUCCCAGAGAAAGGCAGCCGGGGUCGUCCCGGGCCUCUUGGCGAGGUGGGUCAGAGCGGACCAGAGGGGUCCCGCGGCAGCCUGGGGCCUCUAGGGCCCAAAGGAGAGAAGGGCCAAAUCGGCCUGAAGGGCCCAUCCGGCCCCAAAGGAGACAAAGGACCGAUGGGAGUUCCUGGGUUCAAGGGAACUGAUGGAGUUCCCGGUCACCCCGGUCUGGAGGGCGGCAGAGGCCCACCUGGUCUGGACGGUUUGAACGGGACCAGAGGAGAACCUGGAGACUCCGGCUACGGGAUAGGAGUCCCUGGAUACCCUGGACCUGCUGGAGCCCCCGGGACAAAGGGCCAGAAAGGAGAACCUCGAUACGUCUCCGCUGACGGCGGCGUGGGUUAUCCAGGACCGCCAGGAUUCGACGGCCGACCUGGGAUCCGAGGCCCUGAUGGCCGGCCUGGUUCACCUGGUCCUCAAGGACCUGAGGGAUACACGGGUCCUCCCGGCCCCCCCGGCCCCCAAGGGAUGAUGGGGAGUCGCAGUGACGGAUAUCAAGGAGAGAAGGGAGACAAGGGCGGCAUCGGUGUCCCCGGGCCCAGCGGCACCCCGGCAUCACUGAUAAGUGAAACAACUCUCACCAUCUACAAAGGAGACAAGGGGGAACCCGGAUUCAAGGGCAUCCGAGGAUUCGCUGGAAACCCUGGUGCACCUGGGCCGUUCAGCUAUCGAGGUGAAGUUGGAGAGAAGGGAAUUCCUGGAUACCCCGGGGGGAGAGGUGCUCCAGGUUUCAACGGCCCCCCCGGCCCUCGGGGACAACAGGGAUACGGCGGUAGCCCAGGUUUCUCCGGCCAACAAGGAUACAACGGACCCAAGGGAGACCAGGGAGACCCCGGACCCCCAGGCCCCACAAUCUACGUGAAUAAUAUUGACACCUCUAUUAAAGGACAACCAGGUGAGGCAGGAUUCAGCGGCCAGCCUGGCGCCCCCGGUGACCAGGGAGCUCCUGGGUUUCCAGGACCACCAGGGCCACCAGGAGAAUUACUGGACACGACAGGUAAUGGUGGCUACCGAGGAUUCCCCGGCCCCUCAGGCCCCAAGGGAGAGAAGGGUAACCCGGGUAUACCAAGCUUCGGCCAGAAAGGUUUCCCAGGCCGCUCCGGCUUUCCCGGACCCGACGGCCCCCCCGGACCUCCAGGCAGGGAACGCGACUGUGAAAUCUACCCCACAGGUCCACCAGACGACCGCACUGGACAGCCCGGACAGCCAGGCCUGCCCGGCCCAGACGGAGAAAAAGGUGGCAUCGGUUACAAAGGCUACAAAGGUGACGCUGGCGACUGUAAUUGUAGAGGAAGAGGCAUUCCAGGGUUCCCAGGGUUGCCCGGCCCCCGCGGAGUCAAUGGCGGCCCCGGCUUCGAUGGACGAAAGGGAGAUGCUGGUGACCCCGGCUCCCCUGGCUUCGGUGGCGGUCAGGGACCUCCUGGUCGACAGGGUGUACCGGGUUUCUUUGGCCGUAAGGGCGAGAAGGGGGAGUCUUAUUACCGCGGCCCGGAUAUUGGACUGAAGGGAGAAAUCGGAGCUCCGGGGCCCAGAGGACCCAUGGGUGAAACUGGAAAACCUGGCAGAGACGCACUACCUGGCUUCCCAGGCCCCCCCGGGCCUCCGGGUGACGGCGGCUACGGCACAGUUGGAGAGAAAGGUUUCCCAGGAUACCCGGGGUCUAAGGGGCGUGCCGGAGACCCUGGCUUUCCCGGUAUCGGCAGCGUCGGAGCCCCAGGCCGUCCCGGACAGAAGGGAGAUCCCGGACAACCUGGGUUCCCGGGGUCAAAUGGUUUACCUGGACCGAAAGGUGAAAACAGCUGUGGAGGGGUUUAUGACGGCGGAGAGGGAAAGGGCCAAUAUCGGAAAUGCGACGACGCUGAGAAAGGAGACCCCGGUUACCCCGGUUCACCUGGACGACAAGGCCAGAAAGGUGAACCAGGUGACAAAGGUUACUCAUCAGGACUUUCCGGGUUUGACGGAGCCAAAGGAGACAGAGGAGACCCCGGUUCUGGAGGUCAACCUGGGCCACAAGGUUUCCCUGGACCCAGAGGAGAUCCUGGAUUUCCAGGUAUCCCAGGACAAGGUUUGGACGGAGGCCGGGGGAAGGAUGGCAUUCCUGGGCGUCCAGGAGCCAAGGGCCAGCCUGGAGAGGUACUGGGAGCCACGCCUGGUGCCCCGGGGCGUGACGGUGUACCGGGAUAUCCUGGAGACAAGGGCCAACCUGGGACGCCGGGAGGACCUGGAUCACCCGGUUUUGACGGACGCUCAGGCGUUUCUGGACCAAAGGGAGAGCGUGGCAUUGUCGGUUUUCCUGGUUUCCCCGGCCCCCCUGGACUUUCAAGUGAGGACAUCCCCACCCGAGGUCAACCGGGACUUCCUGGCAGCAAGGGACUGAGUGGACCACCAGGUUACCCCGGGCGCAAGGGCGACAGAGGAGACCCCGGAUUCCCAGGGCCUGCUGGCAUGAAGGGAUCCCCCGGACAGCCUGGCACCCCUGGUUUUCCAGGGUCCAGGGGAAUUCCGGGACCUCCGGGACCAGGAACUAGAGACGGAGUUCCAGGAAUCCCAGGAAGGAAGGGUGAGAGAGGUUUCCCAGGGCUGAUUGGUUUCCCUGGACUACCGGGGCGCCCUGGUAGUCCAGGCUUCCCAGGGAUCAAAGGACUGCCCGGAGGGCCUGGAAGAGAUGGACUUCCUGGUGGAUCUGGAUACCCCGGACAGAAAGGUGAGCGGGGAUACACCGGCCGCCCAGGACUGCCCGGCUUACCCAUUCCGUCAAAUUACUUGGAGAAAGGAGACCUCGGAGACCCUGGAGUCAACGGAUCUCCUGGCUUCACCGGACCAAGAGGUGACAAAGGUCUGCCAGGUCGACCUGGUCGUCAGGGUCUGCCUGGACUGCCUGGUUAUGCGGAGCAGAGUAAAGGACAGCCCGGUGAGCCUGGCUACCCCGGAAGAGCAGGCAGUCCAGGAUACCCUGGACCAAAGGGAGAGGCUGGAAUCAUGGGAUUCCCUGGCAUGUCCGGACCAAGGGGUGAUGAAGGUGCAUCUGGUUUCCCUGGUAACCCAGGAGAAUCUGGUCGACCUGGUGGCAAGGGUAUACCCGGGGAGAGUUAUGGUUAUCCUGGAGGUCCAGGUCCUAAAGGUCAGCCAGGAGAUUCAGGCUUCCCAGGUGGUCGAGGUACCGACGGCGCUCCCGGGGACAACGGCUUUCCAGGAAGUCCAGGUUACUCUGGAGCAAAGGGAGCUCCUGGUGACGGAGGACGGCCUGGAAUAAUGGGCUCCCCUGGUUUCCCCGGACCAAAGGGUCAGUCCUUCUACCCAGGACGAAGAGGACAAGAUGGGACCCCUGGUCUGCCGGGAAGUCCGGGAGGACCCGGAGCCAAAGGUUUGUCUGGACCCCCUGGUUUGGAUGGACUUAACGGCCUCGGAGGACCUAAAGGCCUCCCUGGAACUCCAGGUGGAAACGCAGGAGGUCUUCCAGGUACCCCGGGUAUUCCAGGGCUGAAGGGAGAAAGGGGCGUCUCCUACCCAGGAGCUCCCGGCUUUCCUGGAGGGAAGGGAGAGAGAGGACAGCAAGGUGGUCCUGGACUCCCAGGAUUCCCUGGUCGACCUGGACUUCCUGGUGUGAGUGUUGGGUCGAAUUACCCCGGACCAACGGGAGAUCCUGGACUCCCUGGACUGGAUGGAGAGUAUGGUUUCCAGGGUCCUCCAGGUCCACCCGGGCCCCCUGGUCCAGGCACAGCACAGGGAGACAGAGGUGACCCUGGGCUGCCAGGUUUCCCUGGCUCCCCCGGCAGGAAAGGAGAAGCUGGAGGCCCUGGGAGUCCCGGAGGCCCCGGUUUCCCUGGUAUCAAAGGGGAACAAGGAGAUAGCGGUUACGGCGGAGGUCCUGGUCUAAAAGGUUUCAACGGUGACCCUGGUUUUUACGGGAACAAAGGAGCCAAGGGAUUGCCAGGGCGUCCUGGUCGUCAGGGUCUCCCCGGACCUACUGAGACGAGGUCAGAUAUCCCACGAACCUUUGGUGACCCGGGUUUCCCAGGCGAUGGCGGAAUCCCUGGUGAGACCGGCGUGUCCGGUCGGCCUGGAACUCCCGGACCCUCAGGUGCUAAAGGUCCUCCUGGCCCUGUGGGUAAACUGGGCAGGACCGGAUCUGCUGGUCCUUCUGGCACGGUCGGUGAGGGUGGACCACCUGGUUUCCCGGGGCCAACUGGAGACCAAGGUCUUCCCGGUAACAUCGGCCGCCCCGGCAUUCCCGGCGGAGUUGGCCGUGGCUCCAGCAUCGGCUACACGCUGGUGAAGCACAGCCAGGACGCCCAGGUUCCCAUGUGUCCUCAGGGCAUGGCCAAGCUGUGGGAAGGCUACAGCCUGCUGUACGUGGAGGGGCAGGAAAAGGCCCACAACCAGGAUCUCGGUCAGCCGGGCUCGUGUCUCCCCAGGUUCAGCACCAUCCCCUUCCUCUACUGCUCCCCCAACGAGGUCUGCUACUACGCCAGCCGCAACGACAAGUCCUACUGGCUCUCCACAACCGCGCCCAUACCCAUGAUGCCCGUGGCCGAGCAGCAGAUCCGACCUUAUAUCAGCAGGUGUUCGGUUUGUGAGGCUCCGUCUCAGGCUGUGGCCGUCCACAGUCAGGACAUGAACAUCCCCAGCUGCCCCCCCGGCUGGAGGAGCCUCUGGAUAGGAUACUCCUUCCUGAUGCACACGGCGGCGGGUGCAGAGGGCGGCGGUCAGUCCCUGGUGUCCCCCGGCUCCUGCCUGGAAGAUUUCCGCGCAACGCCGUUCAUCGAGUGCAACGGCGGCAAGGGCUCCUGCCACUACUUCGCCAACAAGUACAGCUUCUGGCUCAUCACCGUGGAUCCCAACACGGAGUUCCGCUUCUCGCCGGCGCAGGAGACCCUGAAGGGAGGCCAGGAGCGCUCCAGGGUCAGCCGCUGCCAAGUCUGCAGCAAGCUGUUGUAGGAGGAGAGGAAGGAUGGAGGAGCGGAGGGAGGUGAUGCGCUAACACUUCAAGGAAAGGAAAUAAAGAGGAGGAAAUGAGUUAAAAAGAAAUCUAUAAAAACCAAGAACAUGUGACUGACUGAAAACAAGCCCCUCGAUUGUGCGUUUUCAGAGCGUUUCUUUAAUGUUUAUCCCCGUUUAGGAAUGAGUGUUGGAUGGAGGAAAUGAAAAGAGAAGGGUUCACUCUUCUCUCGAUUAUCACUGACAAUGGUGCUAUUGUUUAUGUUCUUUUGUGUGUAUUUUGUGUCUCGUUAUGUUUUUUUGGGGGGGGGCGAGAAUCGUUUCUCGGCUACCUCGCUCACACGUGUGCUUCAGAUGAGUCCGAUCGGAGAGGAGUCCGAUGUCUUUGGUGUGAUUCUCAACAGCUGAUCUGGUUUAACUGAAGCAGACGCUCACCUGAUCCUGGAUCACAGACACAUUUGAAAUGAAACAAGAGUGUAACUGCAGUUCAUUUACAUCCUCUGUCCUGUGGAUUCUGCUCGUGUUGCAUGAAAAGCUUAUGUUUGAUAUGUUUGAGAAUCAAGUUGCAGAGACUUGAUACUUGAGACAUGUACAGAUUUUAUUCUUUCUUUUAUGCUGUAAUAGGAGCUACACAGAAACUCUCUCUCUAUAUAUAAUAGUUUAUAACAUCAUGAGGUGGUGGUACUGCACCUGUUAGCUGGUUUGCAAACCACAGUGAAACCCAGCCGAGGAAGAAGAACCAGAAAGAAGAGCUUAAAUCGAUCAGAUGCCCAAAACACAGGGACCUGAAUUAAAUCAAUUUUAAUUAAAUGUAAUAAAACCAAAUCCUCUUAACUCACUUACGUUUCCUCGAGCUUUUGCUUUUUCAAUGUUAUGCUCAAGCUCCACCUGCUACUGAAGACAACACCUUUACACUGUUUUCUGGAAGAAAUGCAAUGUGUUAGAUUUUUGUGCAAAAACCCUCAGAACAGCCCGUUAACUCUGCAUUUGUCUUGUCUCGUAUUCCUGUGACGUUUGCACGUUUCACAUUUGGUGCUACACAACCCUGACCGUCGACUUGAGACGCAGCCUUUAACGAUAAGUUGUCUAUUCUAACUGCAAUAUAAACACAAACCUCUCCUGCAACCGCUUCAGUUAACUCCAGUCACUUGAAUGAGGCCACUCAUUUAUAUUUAUAAUGCACUGAUGUGAGCUCUUCUGGAUCAGAACGAUGAAAAACGAGUCGGACAAAGGGGGCGUGUCUCCUCAUCUCCACCUUCACAGGAUUUAUUUUUUAUGUUGUGACCAAACUCGUAUUUUCUUUUAAAUCAGAGUGAACCCUUGACAACAGGAAACACACACACACACACACACACACACACACACACACAUAGAUGAAUUCUUGCUGUACAUAGUGCUUACUGUAUUUCCCAGAAAAAAUAUGUUAGCGCAAAGGUCUAUAAUGUUUAGCUCCUUGUUGUAUUUCUAUGUUCUCCCAGUUCUGUGUCUGUUCACUGUCCACGGAUUAUAAAAGAGGAAGAAGUGUUUUAUUUCUUCGCAGAUCAUUUCUUACGUUGAACUGUCUACGUGUUUAUGAUCAUAUCCGCGGGCAGUGAAAGCCUCUGGGUGACUUGUAACCACUACGACCUCUGUGUCUGCACAUAGCUCCACUGAUAGUCCCUGACUUCAUUCCCUAUGUCACAUUUCACCUUUUCUGUUUUGUUGUUUUAAUUUUUUCCUCCGUUGUUUUUUUGUCUGCAUUUGCUGGUUUGUAAUCUAGAUUGUAAUUAUUUUACUUAAGUCUUGAUACUAUCCCUUGGUUUUAUUUACUGAGAUGGGGGGGGGGGGAAUGGGAAGAUUAUGAUGUGUACAUUAAAAAUAUUAUGGAGAAAAAAAAAACGUCUUUAGGAUGUUUUUAUAUGGAAAGUAUAUUCACGGCUGAGGAUUUCACAGCUCUUUUACCACAUGUUCAACAAGCAACAUGCUCAAAGUGCCUGGAGUGACAGAAAAAAGAAAAGUGCAGUUUUUUCCUCAAAGAGGAUUUAUAACGGAAAAGAAUCAUAACACGUCUUUUUAUUGUAAUGUGUAUUUCUGUGCUCACACAUUUGGAAAUAAAGUUUCUAAUCCAACCGAGAAA
Molecule: messenger RNA, 7389 nt
Organism: Platichthys flesus (European flounder)
Lineage: Eukaryota; Metazoa; Chordata; Actinopteri; Pleuronectiformes; Pleuronectidae
Gene: col4a6
Product: collagen, type IV, alpha 6
Exons: 49
Coding region: 174-5273 (1699 amino acids)
Cellular component (GO): basement membrane; collagen trimer
Molecular function (GO): extracellular matrix structural constituent
Source: RefSeq, a predicted model, not a curated record